AUGCACGGUGGAUUGAGACAAUCGAGGGUCCGGUUUUCUGGUGUAGGGCAGGAAGAUCAGGGCAGCGGGCAGGCCAUGGCAAUGCCACCACAGCGACAGCGAGGCACGCCUUUUGGAAGAGGUGAAGAAUACGAUGCCGCGUACGCAGCAACGGUGGCGGCAGUGGCAUAUGCCAUUGCUGCAAUGGAGGAAGAGAAGUUACCACCUCAGCAGAAGCCUAUCCCAGAGAAAACAGCAUCUCGGCAGAAGCGUGUAACAGUUCAUGAGCCCACAGCCGCCCCGCCGCCGAGAUCACCACCCAGGAGAGGCGGAAGCAUGAAAAGGCCGACUGAAGGAAGCAAAAUCUCAAGAUUGUUUAGUGGUAACAAAGAAAUCGUUGAAGUUGGCGACGAAGACGAACAAGGAGCGAAUGUUUCGGUGAGGAGGCCGGUGAAACCGGCGCCAAAGAAGCCAGGAGGUCCAACUCCAGGCCAGAACGUGGUAGGGAAGGUGGUCGACUCCGUCCCGAACCUGAAGGACAAUCCAAGUUUCACGAGGAAAACACCGGACAAGAAGAGGAGCAGAAACUUUGAGCAGGAGGAAGCAAAUCAGAGGGCGAAACCCGGGGUUAACCCGACGACCUCGUUUCCAGGAGAGAGGAAACAGAGCUGGAAGCACGAGCAGGAGCCGGCGAAUCAGAGGGCGCCACCGGCAGCCAGGCCUCCAGGAAUGGUUUAUUCCAGCGAGGCGGAGAGGAUGGCGGCCGCGUGGGAGAAGGAGGAGCUGGCGAAGAUCAAGGAGCGGUACAACGAGACGAUGGAAACCAUAGCCGAAUGGGAGACUGAGAAGAAGGCCAAGGCCAGGCGCCAGAAGGAGCCCAAAGAGGGCGAUUCGGAGAGGAAGAGAGCAAAGGCGCUGGAGGAGUACAACGACGAGAUGAAGCGGAUCAGCAAGGUGGCCGCCGCGUCGAGGCUGUCGGCGGAGGACAAGAAAAGGAACGCCGAGGGCAAAGUCUGGGAGAAGGCGGCCAAAAUCCGGUCGACGGGGAAGCUCCCUUGGUCCUGUGGCUGCUUCUGA
Triticum turgidum subsp. durum (durum wheat) is the source of this 1056-nucleotide messenger RNA. NCBI's taxonomy places the organism in Eukaryota, Viridiplantae, Streptophyta, Magnoliopsida, Poales, Poaceae. The record is from the annotation of a GenBank genome assembly.